Molecule: messenger RNA, 1266 nt
Organism: Micromonas pusilla CCMP1545
Lineage: Eukaryota; Viridiplantae; Chlorophyta; Mamiellophyceae; Mamiellales; Mamiellaceae
Exons: 2
Coding region: 1-1266 (421 amino acids)
Biological process (GO): protein folding
Cellular component (GO): endoplasmic reticulum; endoplasmic reticulum membrane
Molecular function (GO): calcium ion binding
Source: RefSeq, a predicted model, not a curated record
AUGUUCAAGCUCGCGACGGUCCUCGCGUUCCUCGCGGCGAUCGCCUCCGUCGUCUCCGCGGAGGUGUACUUCGAAGAGCGAUUCGACGACGGCUGGCGCGACCGAUGGACGAAGUCCUCGUGGAAGACCUCCGAAGGCCAGGACGGCGACUUCGAGCUGACGCGCGGGAAGUGGUACGGCGACGCGGACGCGGACAGAGGCAUUCAAACCUCCGCGGACGCGCGCUUCUACGCCCUCAGCGCGGACAUGGGCGAGACGAUCACGAACGAAGGCAAGUCGCUCGUGCUUCAGUUCAGCGCCAAGCACGAGCAGAAGCUCGACUGCGGCGGCGGGUACGUCAAAUUGUUGCCGUCGACGACGGACGCGUCCGCGUUCGGCGGAGACACGCCGUACGCCGUCAUGUUCGGCCCGGACAUCUGCGGGUACGCGACGCGCAGGGUCCACGUCAUCCUCACGGAUUCCAAGGGGACCAAUCAGCUCGUGAAGAAGACGAUCCCGUGCGAGACGGACGAGCUCACGCACGUGUACACGCUGCGUCUGCACGCGAACAACACGUACGAGGUCUUGAUCGACAACGAAGAGAAAGAGCGCGGAUCUCUGGAGGAAGACUUCGAGUUCUUACCCCCGAAGACGAUCGCGGACCCGGAAGCGACGAAGCCGGAGGACUGGGACGACCGCGCGACGAUCCCGGACGAGAGCGACGUGAAACCCGAGGGGUACGACGACGUCCCGCCCACCGUCGCGGACCCGGAGGCGUCGAAACCGGAAGACUGGGACGACGACGAGGACGGCGACUGGGAGCCGCCGAUGAUCGAUAACCCGGAGUACAAGGGCGCGUGGGAGCAGAAGACGAUCGAUAACCCGGCGUACAAGGGCGCGUGGGCGGCGCCGGAGAUCCCGAACCCGGCGUAUAACGCGGACGACGCGGCGGAGUUGUAUAAGUUUUCGGACCUGAGGUACGUCGGGUUCGAGCUGUGGCAGGUCACCGCGGGGACGAUCUUCGAUAACGUUCUCGUGACGGACGACGCGGCGUACGCCGCGCGGUUCGCGGAGGAGACCUGGGGCGCGAGCAAAGAAGGCGAGCGCGCGAUGUACGAGGCGCACGCCGCGGAGAAGGCGAAGGAGGAAGAAGCCGCGCGCGCGAAGGCGGAGGAAGAAGCCGCCGCGGACAAAGCGCUCGAGGAGGAGGAGGAGGAGGAGGAGGAGGAGGAGGAGGACUACGACGAGGACGCCACCGCGCCCGCGACGCCGAAGGACGAGCUGUGA